Molecule: messenger RNA, 272 nt
Organism: Funneliformis mosseae
Lineage: Eukaryota; Fungi; Glomeromycota; Glomeromycetes; Glomerales; Glomeraceae
Source: the annotation of a GenBank genome assembly
AGUUCUAUCGUUAUUGUAAUGACCGAGUUUGUUUAAGUCUGGGCGUAAAUACAGUGUUUCGGCGUAAUGGUCCAACACAUUGUAAACUUGUUCCUUCAAGAAUUCCAAUAGAAAGAAGAAUCAAUUAUUACCUUGAUAUUACUAGAAUGAUUCAUUAUAGACCAUGUAGCUCGCAUAACAAUGAUGUUGGAGAUCAAGAAGCAAAAUGUAUAAAUAUAAGUUGUGCGAGACACAAAGUUGAAAAGCAAGUGCAAAUAGGUAAUUCCUCUUGA